Syngnathoides biaculeatus (alligator pipefish) is the source of this 3486-nucleotide messenger RNA. RefSeq names its product SID1 transmembrane family, member 2 (gene sidt2). The record is from RefSeq and is a predicted model, not a curated record. Lineage: Eukaryota; Metazoa; Chordata; Actinopteri; Syngnathiformes; Syngnathidae. Gene Ontology annotation, cellular component: membrane. The transcript is spliced from 26 exons. Bases 545 to 3094 code for a protein of 849 amino acids.
AGGGCGCCAUUGUACACAGUGAAGUAUUUAUUUUCCAGUGUAGAAAAGGCAAGGAAAGACAAGCUACCACUACCACAGAAAAUUCAUUUCAAUAAACCCACCGCGACGCUAACUCUUUUGGACGCAGCACUCCGACUUAUUAAGCUGCACUCUAGCCUACUACCUCUACAAAUUCGAAAUUCAAACAUGGAGCUCCUACUGAUUGCUAGCCAACCACGUAACAAUAGCACAACUCCGUAGCCGCCUGCCAGGAUUCGCUUGUUGUGCUUUGAAUUGCUGCAAUGCUCUUGUCUCCGAACUUGUGACUUCAAAGCACAGCGGACAAACUGGAGUGUGUCACGGGUGUCUUUCUGGAGGAGGGACGACUAUCAAGCCGUCGUAAGUGCUCAGAUGCUAGCAGUUGUUAUUUCGGGUCAAAACUGGACCUAACACAGUUGAACAGUCAACCUGUUUACUUCGAGUCAUUUGAAUGGGGUGGAGUGACACCGUUUUAUGACAGAACGGGGCUCUUGUCACUAAUUAAAGGACGAAGUUGAGAGACGAAAUGCUGUUCAGGAGUCAUUGGAAAUCUCGAUAUAAACGCGUAUUUGAAGGUGCUGUUGCUCGAGUCCUGCUGUGGUUGUGUGUGGCCCUGUUGGCUUGUGGCAGCAGCGCUCUGGGGGAGACCAUAAACGUGAUUCAGAAAGAUGGCGAGUUUGAUGUUAGCUAUAACGACACAGCUACGAGUGAAAAUCAAACUAUAUAUGCUUUCAAUCACACCGUCUCACGAACCAAGACGGAAGGCGUGCGUGUGUCCGUGGACGUGCUGGCGCAGAACCUCAAGAGUCCUAUCCUGUUUGUGAUACGGCAGAAGCAAGCCGUGCUCUCUUUCCAGGUCCCGCUCAUCCUCAGAGGCCUGUACCAGAGGAAGUACCCAUACAAUCAUUUAGGCCGCACAUUAUGCCAGCCUCCAACCCGGGCUGCUUCGGAGACCCAGUAUUUCUUUGUGGAUGUGUCUACACUUUCCAGCCAGGGCACAAACUACCAGCUUAGGGUCAGCCGCGUUGAGAGCUUCACGUUGCAGACAGACACGACAUUCAGCUUCACUGCAUCGCCGUCCCAACCUCAGUACUUCAAGUAUGUAUUUCCUGAAGGGGUGGACACUGUGAUUGUAAAGGUCAGAUCAGACAUGACCUUUCCCUGCUCCGUUAUGUCCAUCCAGGACAUCCAGUGCCCCGUCUAUGACCUCGACAAUAAUGUGGCCUUCAUUGGGAUGUAUCAGACGAUGACCAAAAAAGGUGCCAUCACAGUACAGAGAAAAGAUUUCCCCACCAACAGUUUUUAUGUCGUGGUGGUGGUAAAAACAGAGGAUGAGGCAUGUGGCGGUCCACUCCGCUUCUAUCCUCUGCGACCAGAUGAGUUGAUUGAUGCUGGUAACCGCAGCAAAACACUGAAUGUUGUGGUUUCUCCUGCUAUAAAGUCGGAGGUGUAUGUGAUGGGCAUGCUUUUCUGUCUGGGUAUGUUCCUCUCUUUCUACCUGCUCACUCUGUUGGUGGCCUGUGUGGAGAAGAAAAGAGCCAAGAGGAGAGAACUAUUUCAGAAUAUUGAUGACACAUCACCUGCUGAGACAGAUUCUCUGCUUGGGAAAAAAGGAGAUGUCAAGAUUGCAGCUUCACCAAAUGAAUAUGGGUCCCUUGAGAGCACAAUCAGUUCUGAAGCAAUCACUGACAGCGCCCCCUCUGUAGACAGUGCCACUUCAGCUGAAAACUACAUGGAGCGAUCUGGUUGGAAAAAUGUUGGAAGAAGCAGACAGGAGUCGUUGAGCUCCAUAGAGGAAGAUGACUAUGACACACUGGAUGACAUCAACUCGGACAAAAACAUUGUUCGCACUAAGAAGUAUCUUUGUGUGUCUGACUUGUCGCGAAAAGACAAGAGGGUCCUCAGCAAGAAAUAUCAAAUCUACUUCUGGAACAUCGCCACCAUCGCUGUGUUUUAUGCCCUGCCGGUUGUCCAGCUGGUCAUUACAUAUCAAACGGUUGUCAAUGUUACGGGUAACCAGGAUAUCUGCUACUACAACUUCAUGUGUGCUCACCCUCUGGGGGCUCUUAGUGCUUUCAACAACAUCCUUAGCAACCUCGGCUACGUAAUGCUGGGGCUGCUCUUUCUCCUCAUCGUCCUCAAGCGAGACAUCGUCCACAAUCGAGCGCUGGCCUGUAAUGAAGUUAACGCAAUGCAAUGUGGCAUCCCAAAGCACUUUGGUCUCUUCUACGCCAUGGGCACAGCUCUCAUGAUGGAGGGCCUACUCAGCGCCUGCUACCAUGUUUGCCCCAACUACACCAACUUCCAGUUUGACACAUCCUUCAUGUAUAUGAUCGCUGGCUUGUGUAUGUUGAAGCUGUACCAGAAGAGACACCCUGACAUCAACGCCAGCGCUUACACCGCCUACGCCUGCUUAGCAGCAGUCAUCUUCUUCUCUGUGCUCGGAGUGGUGUUCGGGAGAGGAAACACUGUGUUUUGGAUCAUUUUCUCAGUCAUCCACAUAUUGGCCACACUUCUCCUUAGCACACAGCUCUACUACAUGGGCAGAUGGAGGCUUGAUUCUGGUGUCCUGCGCAGGAUGGUGUACAUAGUCUACACAGAUUGCAUUAGACAAUGCACUGGGCCCAUGUACAUUGAUCGCAUGGUUCUGCUGGUGAUGGGGAACAUCGUCAACUGGUCUCUAGCUGCCUAUGGCCUCAUCGAGAGGCCCAAUGACUUUGCCUCUUACCUACUGGCUAUCGCCAUUUGCAACCUUCUGCUCUACUUCGCCUUCUACAUAAUUAUGAAGCUGCGCAGUGGUGAGAGAAUCCAGUGUCUGGCUAUGGUGUGUAUUCUCUUCACGGCUGUGGUGUGGGGCUUUGCGCUCUAUUUCUUCUUCCAGGGUCUCAGCACCUGGCAGAAAACACCGGCAGAAUCCCGUGAGCACAACCGAGACUGCAUCCUGCUUUCAUUCUUCGAUGAUCACGACAUUUGGCACUUCCUCUCGUCCAUCGCCAUGUUCGGAUCCUUCUUGGUUCUGCUCACCAUGGAUGAUGACCUUGACUCUGUCCAGAGAGACAAGAUCUAUGUGUUCUAGACCGAACGGAUCUGAGAAGCGGUCUCGUCAUUUGCCUUACUGUCCUUUUUGGUCUGUCCAUGUCCCGAAGCAGAGCUAGUAGCCAUGCAAGCCGUCAAUGCGCACGGCCCAAUCAGCUGCUCAGGGCGGAACGGUUGACUUCUCGAUAUUCUUGUACUUGUUUACUGUCUACGUUGUAGAUAACAUAGGUUACUAUGCUGAAAUGCCAAUCUACAUACUUGUGAAUAUUUAUGGUUCAUGGAACAGUUGUUCCAUUGACUGACUGAAAAUGAAUGUUUAUACGCUGUAUGGGUCAAAUGUGUUUUGACAAACAGCAGUGACAGUCAGUGUUGUGACCAGUUGAGUCACAAAGAAGCCAGCCAACCCAACUACUUUGCCAUGAUUGUAUCAGA